Molecule: messenger RNA, 4696 nt
Organism: Rhinopithecus roxellana (golden snub-nosed monkey)
Lineage: Eukaryota; Metazoa; Chordata; Mammalia; Primates; Cercopithecidae
Gene: NOD1
Product: nucleotide binding oligomerization domain containing 1
Exons: 15
Coding region: 718-3579 (953 amino acids)
Biological process (GO): regulation of apoptotic process
Molecular function (GO): protein binding
Source: RefSeq, a predicted model, not a curated record
GUUCCGGGCCCGCGAGGCGGCCGCCCUGGUCCUGCCCCUCCCUCGCGCAACUGCGGCCCAGCGCCCUCCCGGGCCACGGCGCUCCCUGGCCCCGGCGCCCCCGGACCACGGCGUUCUCUGGGCUCUUCUCUAGCUCUCAGCGGCUGCGAAGUCUGUAAACCUGGUGGCCAAGGACAGUGAAUCUUUCUUCAAUGACCAAGGACAGUCAGGGAUCUGAGGAAGGGAGAACCCAAAUUCUACAAUUGCUGAUGCCUGCGUCCCAGCUGGAACUUUACCCUGGUACAUGCUCUGUGCAUCACGGACGGUCACUUUGAUCCUAACAGCAGCGCUGUUUGGAUUAGACAUCAGAAAUAGAAACAGUGAUUGUAAGUCAGGAGACUUUCCUUCAGUUUCUGCCUUUGAUGGCAAGAGGUGGAGAUACCUGUCUAUGGCGGCGAUUACAGAAAACAUCUGGGAAGACAAGUCGCUGUUUUUAUGGGAAUCGCAGGCUUGGAAGAGACAGAAGCAAUUCCAGAAAGAAAUUGGAAAUUGAAGAUUUAAAGAAUGUUGUUUUAAAAUAUUCUAACUUCAAAGAAUGAUCCCAGAAACUUAAAAAGGAUAUGCACAGAGUAGCAGGGGCCCUGGAGGGUAGGGCCUGAAUCCUGAUUGCCCUACUGCUGGGAGGACACACGCAGCCGAAGAUGAAUUUGGGAAAAGUAGCCACUUGCUACUUUAACUAUGGAAGAGCAGGGCCACAGUGAGAUGGAAAUAAUCCCAUCAGAGUCUCACCCCCACAUUCAAUUACUGAAAAGCAACCGGGAACUUCUGGUCACUCGCAUCCGCAACACUCAGUGUCUGGUGGACAACUUACUGAAGAAUGACUACUUCUCCACCGAAGACGCCGAGAUUGUGUGUGCCUGCCCCACCCAGCCUGACAAGGUCCGCAAAAUUCUGGACCUGGUACAGAGCAAGGGUGAAGAGGUAUCCGAGUUCUUCCUCUACUUGCUCCAGCAACUCGCAGAUGCUUAUGUGGACCUCAGGCCUUGGCUGCUGGAGAUCGGCUUCUCCCCUUCCCUGCUCAUUCAGAGCAAAGUCGUGGUCAACACUGACCCAGUGAGCAGGUACACCCAGCAGCUACGACACCACCUGGGCCGUGACUCCAAGUUCAUGCUGUGCUAUGCCCAAAAGGAGGAGCUGCUGCUGGAGGAGAUCUACAUGGACACCAUCAUGGAGCUGGUCGGCUUCAGCAAUGAGAGCCUGGGCAGCCUGGACAGCCCGGCCUGCCUCCUGGACCACACCACGGGCAUCCUCAAUGAGCAGGGCGAGACCAUCUUCGUCUUGGGCGAUGCUGGGGUGGGCAAGUCCAUGCUGCUGCAGCGGCUACAGAGCCUCUGGGCCACGGGCCGGCUAGACGCAGGGGUCAAAUUCUUCUUUCACUUUCGCUGCCGCAUGUUCAGCUGCUUCAGGGAAAGUGACAGGCUGUGUCUGCAGGACUUGCUCUUCAAGCACUACUGCUACCCGCAGCAGGACCCCGAGGAGGUGUUCGCCUUUCUGCUGCGCUUCCCCCAUGUGGCCCUCUUCACCUUUGACGGCCUGGAUGAGCUGCACUCGGACUUGGACCUGAGCCGCGUGCCUGACAGCUCCUGCCCCUGGGAGCCUGCCCACCCCCUGGUCCUGCUGGCCAACCUGCUCAGUGGGAAGCUGCUCAAGGGGGCUAGCAAGCUGCUCACCGCCCGCACAGGCAUCGAGGUCCCGCGCCAGUUCCUGCGGAAGAAGGUGCUUCUCCGGGGCUUCUCCCCCAGCCACCUGCGCGCCUAUGCCAGGAAGAUGUUCCCUGAGCGGGCUCUGCAGGACCACCUGCUGAGCCAGCUGGAGGCCAACCCCAACCUCUGCAGCCUGUGCUCUGUGCCUCUCUUCUGCUGGAUCAUCUUCCGGUGCUUUCAGCACUUCCAUGCCGCCUUCGAAGGCUCACCACAGCUGCCCAACUGCAUGAUGACCCUGACGGACGUCUUCUUGCUGGUCACCGAGGUCCACCUGAACAGGAUGCAGCCCAGCAGCCUGGUGCAGCGGAACACACGCAGCCCGGUGGAGACCCUCCGCGCCGGCCGGGACACUCUGUGCUCGCUGGGGCAGGUGGCCCACCGGGGCAUGGAGAGGAGCCUCUUUGUCUUCACCCAGGAGGAGGUGCAGGCCUCCGGUCUGCAGGAGGGAGACAUGCAGCUGGGCUUCCUGCGGGCUUUGCCGGAGCUGGGCCCCGGGGGCGACCAGCAGUCCUAUGAGUUUUUCCACCUCACCCUCCAGGCCUUCUUUACAGCCUUUUUCCUUGUGCUGGACGACAGGGUGGGCACUCGGGAGUUGCUCAGGUUCUUCCAGGACUGGAUGCCCCCUGGGGGGACAGCGGCCGCGUCCUGCUAUCCUCCCUUCCUCCCGUUCCAGUGCCUGCGGGGCAGCGGUCCAUCGCGGGAAGACCUCUUCAAGAACAAGGAUCACUUCCAGUUCACCAGCCUCUUCCUGUGUGGGCUGUUGUCCAAAGCCAAACAGAAGCUCUUGCGGCACCUGGUGCCGGCGGCGGCCCUGAGGAGGAAGCGCAAGGCCCUGUGGGCACACCUGUUUUCCAGCCUGCGGGGCUACCUGAAGAGCCUGCCCCGAGUUCAGGUCGAAAGCUUCAACCAGGUGCAGGCCAUGCCCACGUUCAUCUGGAUGCUGCGCUGCAUCUAUGAGACACAGAGCCAGAAGGUGGGGCAGCUGGCGGCCAGUGGCAUCUGCGCCAACUACCUCAAGCUGACCUACUGCAACGCCUGCUCCGCCGACUGCAGCGCCCUGUCCUUCGUCCUGCAUCACUUCCGCAAGCGGCUGGCCCUAGACCUGGACAACAACAAUCUCAAUGACUAUGGCGUGCGGGAGCUGCGGCCCUGCUUCAGCCGCCUCACCGUUAUCAGACUCAGUGUAAACCAGAUCACUGACGGUGGGGUAAAGGUGCUAAGCGAAGAGCUGACCAAAUACAAAAUUGUGACAUAUUUGGGUUUAUACAACAACCAGAUCACCGAUGUCGGAGCCAGGUACGUCACCAAAAUCCUGGAUGAAUGCAAAGGCCUCACACACCUUAAACUGGGAAAAAACAAAAUAACGAGUGAAGGAGGGAAGUGUCUCGCCCUGGCUGUGAAGAACAGCAAAUCAAUCUCUGACGUUGGGAUGUGGGGCAAUCAAGUUGGGGAUGAAGGAGCAAAAGCCUUCGCAGAGGCUCUGCGGAACCACCCCAGCUUGACCACCCUGAGUCUUGCGUCCAACGGCGUCUCCACAGAAGGAGGAAAGAGCCUUGCGAGGGCCCUGCAGCAGAACACGUCUCUAGAAAUACUGUGGCUGACCCAAAAUGAACUCGACGAUGAAGUGGCAGAGAGUUUGGCAGAAAUGUUGAAAGUCAACCAGACGUUAAAGCAUUUAUGGCUUAUCCAGAAUCAGAUCACAGCUAAGGGGACUGCCCAGCUGGCAGAUGCGUUACAGAACAACACUGGCAUAACAGAGAUUUGCCUAAAUGGGAACCUGAUAAAACCAGAGGAGGCCAAAGUCUAUGAAGACGAGAAGCGGAUUAUCUGUUUCUGAGAGCAUGCUUUCUUUCCUGUGCAUGGGGUUUUUGCCCCAGAAUCUCAACAGCGAAUGCCACUCCGGGCAGUCUUUUGUGUCAGUGCCUUAAAGGGGCCUGCGGAGGCGGGACUAUCAGGAGUCCCCCGCCUCUAUGAUGCAAGCCAGCUUCCUGUGCAGAAGGUCAGGUUGGCAAACUCCCUAAGUACCCGCUACAAUUCUGCAGAAAAAUAAUGUGUCUUGUGAGCUGUUGUAGUUACAGUAAAUACACUGUGAAGAGACUUUAUUGCCUAUUAUAAUUAUUUUUAUCUGAAGCUGGAGGAAUAAAGCUGUGACCCGAACAGAGGAGGCCAGCCUCAGCUCAUUCCAACGCCUGCCAUAGGGACCAACGGGAGCGAGUCGGCCACUGCUGUUUUCAUUGAAGAGUUGAGGAUGUGGCACAAAGUUGGUGCCAAGCUUCUUGAAUAAAAGGUGUUUGAUGGAUAAGUAUUAUACCUGAAAUAUUUUCUUCCUUCUCAGCACUUACCCAUGUAUUGAUACUGGUCCCAUUUCACAGCUGGAGACACUGGGGUAUAUGCAGUGUGGGAUUUGACUCCUCCAAGAUUUUGUGGAAAGUUAGUGUCAAGGAAAGGACGCACCACAAGCUUUUAAUUUUAAUCCUGGAGUCUCACUGUCUGCUGGCGAAGAUCAGAGAAUGCCCUCUUAGCUCUUAGCUGGUCUAAGAAGAAUGACGAUGCCUUCAAACUGCUGCUUCCACUCAGGGCUUCUCUGCUAGGCUACCCUCCUCUGGAAGGCUGAGUACCGUGGGCUACAGUGUCUGGCCUCGGGAAGAAAUGAUUCUGUCCCCGCAAAGAAACAGGGCAUGGCUUGCCUUUGUGGCCCUGGCAUCCAAAUGGCUGCUUUUGUCUCCUUUACCUCGUGAAGAGGGGAAGUCUCUUCCUGCCUCCCGAGCAGUUGAAGGGUGACUAAACUGGUGCCAAGACUUGGGGGAUCAGCUGGGAACGGGGCCAGCAGAGCAUGUUGGACACCCCUCACCAUGGUGGGCUUGUGAUGGCUGCUCAUGAGGGUGGGGUGAUAUUACUAGAUCACUUGUCCUCUUGCCAGCCCAUCUGUUAAUAAAAUACUGAAAACACUCUUA